This is a messenger RNA of Corythoichthys intestinalis (scribbled pipefish), 10343 nucleotides long. It is a transcript of the gene agap3, whose product is annotated as ArfGAP with GTPase domain, ankyrin repeat and PH domain 3. Lineage: Eukaryota; Metazoa; Chordata; Actinopteri; Syngnathiformes; Syngnathidae. The transcript has 18 exons. The coding region runs from base 2476 to 6342 and encodes 1288 amino acids. Gene Ontology annotation, biological process: activation of GTPase activity. Gene Ontology annotation, cellular component: nucleus. Gene Ontology annotation, molecular function: GTPase activator activity; GTP binding; protein binding. The record is from RefSeq and is a predicted model, not a curated record.
CUCUCAGGCUAAACCCAACUACUAUUUCAGUAUCAAGUUAACAUAUAGCAGUAAACAAAUAUACAAAAAUAACGGUAAAUAAAAAACUCCAGUCCCCAUUCUGUAUCAGCAGCUUUAAACUACAUUCAAUUAAUUUAAUGUUGUGAAUCAACCGUUAAAGUUGUUAAAAUUGCUCCCGUUAAUACAUAAUUUCCCUUUUGUCAACUUUCGACAUGUGAAAGUUUUAAAACUAUUUUAAAGAUAGAUUCAAGUCAAUAUUUUACCGAUUUAGGAGUAUUUUAGGUAAAAAGUUAAUUAGGUUUGCUUGGAAGGUUCGCUACAACAGCUCUAGCUUUUUGUAGAUGUGCUGCAAACGCUACCGCUACCGUAGUGCAUCUAGUCUUAUAUAAAUGAUAUCUACCGUAACAUUAUGUGGAUGACGUACUUUUGUAGCAGCUUCAGGUAUGUUGUUGUGUUUUUUUAUCUCGUGGCAUGAGUUGAGCUAGAGCCGUGAGUUGAGCAUUGGCAUUACCCGAGGGGCCGGGUAAUGAGAAGCAUGAUGUUUAGCUACUCUCGCUCCGUUGCUCAUUGACCGCGCGGCGCGCUGAGUGUGUUGUACUUCCGCUUUACUUGGCAUAUUUCAAUAAUCGGAAUUUGGAUGUUUGUGAAUCGUUCUCGAACCUUCCACGGCCGAAUGGCGAAUAAUCUAAGAAUCGGAAAUUUUGCACACCUCUACUCCAUAUAGUUGGGUUCAUUCAAAUUUACCUGCAUGCACGCUAUGUCUGUUAACUCAAAAGUCUCCGAAUACCACAGUCCUCUCUGCACCGAAACCCAAGACAACUUCCUGAACCCCCUUGGAAUGUUUUUAAUUGUUGUCAUUUAGUCUGCUGAUAACAUACUAGCACACAAAGGAACUCACUGUUGUGAAACCUCCACCACCUGGGCUUGUCAUUACCCAUAAACUAACUAAUCAAAUUAUCACAUCACAACAAAAACUACAACAAAAACCUAAUUUUGCCUUUUUGAUGCUCAACCUGAUUUCUUCUGUGACAUUUACAUCUUACUAAUUCUAAAGGUACAGUUAAGCAUACCAUCCAUGAAAAUAUUUGCCUGUCACCAUGUUGUUCUCAGCCUGUACACUGUACACCUAAAUACUACAAACUUUUCCUAAUAAUCAAUCCUAACUAUCAAUAUGAACCGAACUUGAUUGUUGGCGCCUAUUCAAGGAAAAAUUGAUCAUUGUUGGAUAGGUUUACGAAGAACUCAAACAACUUAAAAACCUUUUAUCUCAAUUAUCUUUGCUUAAUAAAAUGAAUUGAAAUUCCAUUAAUCCUUUCAAGCCAGUUCUCCCACACACACUGCAAAAAAGCCAAACACUUAAAAAAAAAUCUUUUACAGUUGCCAUUUUGGCAAUAUUUGGAAGAUAAGAAAAAAUGCAACAACCAAAUUCAGUCAUGUUUUCUCUUUCUAGCCACUAGGGGUCAGUGCCCUUGCUCUAACCAAGUAGUAGCCGGAAUGCUGAGUUGCAAAUGUUGACUCUCUGCAAACCCCAAUCUUGCUUGAUUUUCAUAGAGUAAUGCAUUGUGCAUCACAAACUUUGCAGAUCCCCCCCCUAUAUAUUGCUAAAUUGACCAUUUUUUAAUAUGGAAACAAGAAAGCGGUAGUCACAAUUUCCCACAAUUUUCCCACCCCAAAUAGUACCCCUAUGUGGUUUCACAUAUUAAAUGUUUGUCUAUGAAGUUGAAGGCAUUUUUCCGUCACUCAAUUGCAGAAAUGUGAAAGAACUCCAGUAACUACAGAAUAUCCUGUCACCCUUCAUUAAAAAUGCCAAAGUAUCACCCCCCUUCCCAUUUUUCCCCUGCAUUUGGGCAGAACAUGGUGUCCUGGCUGACGCCGAGUGCAGCCUUUGGUAAUUUCAACAUUGUAUGUUAGUGUGUGUGUAAUCAGCUCCCAAUCUCAUGUUUGUCUAUGUCUCCAAGCAAGGAGCAGAAAAGCAGCUCUGAGGAAAGAACCAAGGGGGCUUUUGGGAUCCACUCCUUGUUUUCCAUGUGUUCCCGGAGGUUACAUGGCUCUGCUUGAAAGUUCAGAGACACACACUCCCUCAGCUCAGAGAUUAAAGGGGCUUGUCUGCAGCACUUGCAACAAGAGCUGCUCACAGUUUGCAACUUGCCCGAGAGGAGGGAUGAGUGGUUUUUAGAAACUUUUACAGUCAUGACUUUGACAAACUGUGUGGAAGUUUUUUUUUUUUUUUGUUCAUCGGCUUGUGUUCUCACCGAGUAGAACAAAGUCUGCUUAGAACAUGGCGGCCGUUUAAGUGCUUAUGUGAGGAUGCAGGUGGCAGGGAAGCUCUGUCCCAACUUGUUUGAAGUCUUCUCCCAUGUCAAAGGUGAAGGAUUAUGCGUGGAACUGGAAUUUGGUCUUCAAAAUGAGGCAUGCCAAAAACUACUCGGGCGGCAUUUUUUUCUGUACCCUCUGAAUUAGCAUGGGUACAGUACCAUGCUAUUCCCCAGCAGUGGGACAGCGGAUGCUACAGUUGGCCGUCAGCAGCAGGGGAAAAUCACCUUCCACAUCUCUGUAACCCUGAAGGAAACACAGGAGUAUCAGCCAGCGUCUGAGUUAGGAAUGGGCUGGGUGGCACCUCGCACCCUGGUAGACAAUUGCCGGCCAGGAGGUGAGAUCAUGGAGAACAGUCACAGACACAUCCUUGACAGGUGUCCAUCCCUGAGAACAGGGAGUCUACGUCGAGAGGUGGUGCUGGAGGAAAAUGAGGAGGAGGUGGAGGAAAAAAUGAAGAGUGACAGGUUGAAAAGACAUCCCUCAAAGAGCCUAGGUAACUCUUCAGAUAUCACAGAAGCAGACACCCAGGACUUGCAUAACUACCACGUCAAUGUCCAUGCCCGAGGGCUGGCCUUUGGCGGCCACGGCGCGGUCACAGGACACACGCUGCCUCGGGCUAUGCUACGCAGAACCCAUCAGGAUGAGGCCUCACCCUGCAGGAGGACUAUGAGCAUGUAUGGUGAACCGGCGGAACAGAAAAAUGAGCCUCAGCCCGAACGACUCCGGAGGCCGAGGAGCGUGUGCAUGCUUUUGGGCCCUGGCCCAGUUGUGGAGCAUGGCAAGCAAAACUCCCUGAAAAGGAAUGGUGCGUUGGAGGCCAGCCAGCUGUACAGGAGCAGAAAAGCUGAGCUGAGGGUUGUAGAUGGUCUCAAUCCGGUCGCGGUUCAACGAGUCCCGGUUUCUGCAGAGGUUAUCCCCAGAGUUCGCCACAGAAGCAUGAAGACCCGGCCUCUUAGUAUGACUGUCCUGGAGCUCAGAAAACGAGCUUCUGAAAAUGACAUAAGUAGGCAGCAGAGCAACACUGGCCAUGAUAGUAGUAACUUCCUAAAAGGAGCCUUCCGUUGGAAGCUAUUUUUAAAAAGCUCUCCGGAUAAGAACAAGGAGAGUGAUGUUGUCAAAUGUACUAAAUCUUCCAAGUCAGUGAAAUCAGAUGCCCCAAAAAGUACACUGAGCUCAUUGAGGCGAAGCCUGAGUAUGCGAAUUCGGAGGACUCGGCCCCGGGAGAAAGUGACCCCAGGGUUUGAAGGCCCUACACGGGAACCCUCUAAUGGGAAAACUGUUGAUCUAAUGCCUCCUCCCCCUUUCUCAUACCUCACGGGGAGAACGCUACCGCCAUCCGGUGAGCAGGCCGAGGAUAAGGGUAUGCAGUUCGUCCAGUACCGGAGCAGGGGCAAGGUCAAGGUGAUGGAAGUGCCCCUGUGCUCGACUAAAUUGUCCAGACCAGCUCCAGAGGAGUUGAGCAUUUGGCAGCUCAUAGCCAACCGCUUCAGGAGGAAAGAGCAGCCAGACAAAUUCGAAUCGAAAAACUCAGGGCAGCAUGUGCUGACUCUGAAUAAUAAGUCACUGCCGGUCGCCAUAGAGACACUAGCAGACACGGAGUGUAAUAAAGGUCAAGACUCUUUUGUCAACAGCCAGGAAUGGACGCUGAGCCGGUCGGUACCAGAACUGAAAGUGGGAAUUGUGGGGAAUCUGUCCAGCGGGAAGUCGGCCUUAGUCCACCGCUACUUGACGGGCACGUACGUGCAGGAAGAGUCUCCUGAAGGUGGUCGUUUUAAGAAGGAAAUCGUGGUGGAUGGGCAGAGCUAUCUCCUCCUGAUAAGAGACGAAGGAGGACCUCCUGAGUUACAGUUUGCCGCCUGGGUGGACGCGGUGGUUUUUGUAUUCAGCCUGGAAGACGAGAUAAGCUUCCAGACGGUGUACAACUAUUUUCUGCGUCUGUCCAGCUACAGGAACGCAGCUGAGGUGCCCAUGGUCCUCGUGGGGACACAAGAUGCCAUUAGCGCCGCCAACCCCAGAGUGAUCGAUGAUUCGCGGGCCAGAAAGUUGUCCAAUGACCUGAAGCGCUGCACGUAUUACGAAACAUGCUCCACCUACGGCCUCAAUGUGGAGAGAGUCUUUCAGGAUGUGGCCCAGAAAGUGGUGGCCAUGAGGAAAAAGCAGCAGCUCUCCAUUGGGCCAUGCAAAUCUCUGCCAAACUCGCCCAGCCACUCAUCAGUCCCUGCAGCCUCCAUUCCCGCCGUUCACAUUAAUCAGGCGGCGAACGGCGGCUGCGCCUUCAGCGACUACUCCUCCUCUGUCCCCUCUACCCCCAGCAUAAGCCAGCGAGAGAUGCGCAUCGAGACCAUUGCUGCCUCCAACACCCCCACGCCCAUCCGCAAGCAGUCCAAGCGCCGCUCCAACAUUUUCACAUCGCGGAAAGCCAGCGAGCAGUCAAAGAGCGUUGAGAGUAAGACAGACAGCAUAGGCAGUGGAAGGGCCAUUCCUAUCAAACAGGGAAUCCUCCUGAAGCGAAGUGGCAAAUCCCUCAACAAGGAAUGGAAGAAGAAGUAUGUCACGCUGUGUGAUAACGGCGUCCUCACUUAUCACCCCAGUUUACACGACUACAUGCAAAAUGUUCAUGGGAAGGAGAUCGACUUGCUACGAACAACAGUCAAAGUUCCUGGAAAGCGACCCCCAAGGGCAGUGGCAACGACCGUCCCUCCCACAGCCAGCCCCAAGACCAACGGGAUGACCAAGGACCGUAGUGGCCUGCAACUGGGCAUUGGGAAUACAGGCGCUCCACACUCCAACAGCAGCACUUCCUUGCAGACGGGCACGUCCUUGUUCGGCAGCAAGGACGGAAUGCACCAGCGCUCCUUCUCCGUGUCCAGUGCCGACCAGUGGAAUGAUGCCAUCAACACCAGCACAACCAGCGCUGCCCCUAACGGAAUGAACGAUCCGGCCAGUUCCAGUGCGGGCAGCGCCACGAGUCCAAAGCUGGAUCCGCCUCCCUCGCCUCACGCCAAUCGCAAGAAACACAGACGGAAAAAGAGCACGGGCAUCACUAAGCCUGACGGUCUAUCUGCCGGAAAUGAAGAACAAGAGGAUUCGUUUGAGUUCAUCAUCGUGUCUCUAACCGGUCAAACGUGGAACUUUGAGGCGUCCACGUAUGAGGAGCGCGAGCUCUGGGUGACGGCUAUUGAGAGUCAAAUCUUCGCCAGCCUGCAGUCGUGUGAGAGCAUCAAGAAUAAGUCUCGAUUAGGCAGCCAGAGUGACGCCAUGGCCAUCCAGUCCAUACGCAACGUUAGAGGCAACAGCUUCUGCGUUGACUGUGAUGCAGCAAAUCCUGACUGGGCUAGUCUGAAUCUGGGGGCCCUGAUGUGCAUCGAGUGCUCAGGCAUCCACAGAAACCUGGGCACCCACCUGUCUCGUGUACGCUCCUUGGACCUAGAUGACUGGCCCGUGGAGCUCAGCAUGGUGAUGACGGCCAUCGGUAACUCCAUGGCCAACAGCAUCUGGGAGGGUUCCCUGGAGGGCUACAGCAGGCCGGCCAGCGACAGCAGCAGGGAGGAAAAGGAGCGCUGGAUCCGAGCCAAAUACGAGCAGAAGCUGUUCCUUGUGGGGCCACCCCAGUCGGACGUGCCCCUUGGCCAACAGCUGCUGCGGGCGGUGGUAGAGGACGACCUGAGGCUGACAGUAGUGCUGCUGGCACAUGGCACCAAGGAGGAGGUCAAUGAGACGUACGGUGACGGCGACGGACGUACAGCGCUGCACCUUUCGUGCGCCAUGGCCAACGUGGUCAUAACACAAUUGCUCAUAUGGUACGGCGUGGAUGUGAAGAGUCGCGAUGCUCGUGGCCAGACGCCCCUUUCGUACGCCCGGCGAGCUGGCAGUCAGGAGUGCGCCGACAUCUUGCUCCAGCACGGCUGCCCCAACGAUGCCGCCGCCUUAACAUCGGCGCCGGCCAACAUCAGCAACCGCAACGCCAACCCCAACAUCAACAACAACGCCCAGUGUGAGCUCGACCGCAGCAUCAGCAUCAUGUAGAGCCCCUUUCCCCACGCACCUUGUCUCAAGAAACCCUGCGAUGGAGGCCCGUCACCAUGUGUAAAGUUGUUUUUUGUUUAUUUUUGGGUUGAGAUGAUAAUCAUGAGCUUUAAAUGUCUCUUCUGCCUGUUUUGUUUUUACUGCCAAUGAAUUCUUUUCACCACCAAAAAGUAAAGAAUGAAAGCUUUUUCAUUCAACAAAUGUUUUUAAUAGAUAUUAUGAGCAUGGUCUUCCAAUGAGGUUUUGCUUGUUUUGAGAAUUACAUGUCCGGCCCGUUAAGGUCACCCAAACCCCGAAAAUUGGAGCUAGUACAUUUGAAUGUAAAAAAUGUCACAGUUUUUCAUGUCAUUUCCUUCAGGCGUUUCAUCUCGCCACGUUUGGUUUUUAUAACUAAAUUCAUUCAUUUAUCUUCGGAACCGCUCACGGGAUUGCUAAAGUGUCUAUCCCAGCUAACAACAAGCAGCAAAAUACAGUGGUAUGAAAAAGUAUCUGAACCUUUUGGAAUUUCUCACAUUUCUGCAUGAAAUCACCAUCAAAUGUGAUCUGAUCUUUGUCAAAAUCACACAGAUGAAAAAAACUGUCUGCUUUAAUUAAAACCACCCAAAAAUUUCAUAUUUUUAGGCUAGUAUGCAAACAAUGACAGAAGGGGGGAAAAGUGAACCGUCGCAUGUAAUAUUUUGUGGCCCCCUCUAUGGCAGCAAUAACUUCAACCAGACGCUUCCUGUAGCUCUAGAUCAGUCUGGCACAUUGAUCAGGACUAAUCUUGACCCAUUCUUCUUUACAAAACUGCUGUAGUUCAGUCAGAUUCCUGGGAUGUCUGGCAUGAAUCGCUGUCUUUAGGUCAUGCCACUCCAUCUCAAUGGGUUUAAUGUCUGGACGUAGACUUGGCCACUCCCGAACGUGUAUUUUGUUCUUCUGAAACCAUUCUGAAGUUGAUUUACUUCUGUUUUUUGGAUCAUUGUCUUGUUGCAGCAUACAUCCUCUUUUUAGCUUCAACUGUCGGACAGACGGCCUCAGGUUUCCCUGCAAAACAUUCUGAUAAAAUUUUGAAUUCAUCCUUGCAUUAAUGAUUGGAAGUUGUCCAGGCCCUUAGGUAGCAAAAAGGCCCCAAAUCAUGUUGCUUCCUCUACCAUGCUUCACGGUGAGGAUGAGGUGUUGAUGUUGGUGAGCUGUUCCAUUUUUCCUCCACACAUGACAUUGUGUGUUAAUCCCAAACAAUUCAGCUCUGGUUUCAUUAGUCCAAUAUUUUGCCAAAACUUCCGUGGAGUAUCCAAGUGCCUUUUUGCAAACACUAAAAGAGCAUCAAUGAGUUUUUUUUGACAGCAGUGGCUUCCUUCAUGGAGUCCUCCAGUGAACAGCAUUCUUGGUCAUAGCUUUACAUGUAGUUGAUGUGUGCACAGAUAUAUUGGACGAUGCCAGUGAUUUAUGUAAGUCUUUAGCAGACACUCUAGGGUUCUUUUUUACCUCUCUGAAUAUUCUGCGCUGAACUCCUGGCGUCAUCUUAUGUGGACAGCCACUCCUUGGUAGACAAGCAACAAUGCCAAACUCUCUCCAUUUGUAGACAGAUUCUCUGACUGUCGAUUGAUGAACAUCCAGACUUUUAGAGCGGAAUUGUAUCCUUUCCCAGUUUUAUACAAAUCAACAUUCCUUGAUCGCAAAUCUUCAGACAGCCCUUUUGACUGAGCCAUGAUGCAGAUCAGACAAUGUUUCUCAUCAAGACAUUUCUUACCAGGUGUGUGUUUUAUAGAGGGCAGGGCAGCUUUAAACCACUCAUCAGUGUUUCAAUUGCUCUUUAAGUCUCUUUAGGCAGAGGGUUCACUUACUUAUUUUCCCCACUUUUGUCAUUGUUUGCCUGCUAUCUUCAUUAAAAUAUGAAAGCCUAUAAAUGUUUGGGUGGUUUUAGUUAAAGCAGACACUGUAUUUUAAUCUGUGUGAUUUUGACAAAGAUCAGAUCACAUUUGAUGGUGAUUUUAUGCAGAAAUGUGAGAAAUUCCAAAAGGUUUAGAUACUUUUUCAUACCACUGUAUUUACGUUAUAUAGUCCGCAAAACUCCCGUGCCGCCUAUCACUAAAUUAUAUUAGGAAUUAGGAAUUUCACAUUUAAUUAUUUAGCUCUUAAUGUUUUUUUUUCAGGAUUUAAAUAGAAAUUUCAAGACUAUUUGAAGGACCAACAACGUUUUGAAGAAUAAGGAAACAAUAUUUUGAUGGGAUUGGUUGAAAUAAGAUUUUUUUCCUAACAAAAGUCUCUUAAAAUCUGAGCCUUAGUAUAAGUUUAAUUAUUUUAUUUUUUUUAAUUAAUUAAAUACUAAAAAAGAAUGGGGAAAAAGCCCCCCCAAAAAAGGAAAAAUAAUUUAUGUUAAAAUAAUAAUUGUUAUUAUUUAUAUUAUUAAGAUGAUGUGAUUUAUAUUGUUAUCAGAUAUUUUCUUUCAACCAAUGUCAUUUUACAAAAAAAUUAAAGUUCUCCUAUGAGCCAAACUUAAAUUUCACACAAACAAGAAAAAAAAAACAUUUACAUCAAAUUUUCCAAUUUUCUAUGCUAUUAGUUCCUCUGCAGUUUUGUUUUGAGGAUUUUAUGGCACAAAUGUUCUCUCACCUGUCCAAAAUGCUUGAGCAAUUUUCCUGAUUUUUAUUGAAUAUGCAUGACCAGGCAUCGGAGGACUACAUAUGGUCUCGCAAAUGCAUUCUGAAUGGAAGCUAUUAGUGACAAAUUGGGGUCAAUAGGGGCUAAGGUUUGUCACACGUAUGAGAAAGUUCCACUCAUAGCCAUCUGAAUAACAGAAAAGUAGAACAAAUUGUUCCACGGAAGAGGUUACGUAAAUUGUCUAUUCACAGACACCGACGACGCGAUUUCUAGUCAAAGAAAGCAAAUGAUCGAGAUGAUGAAUGCCUGAUAAAGACGCUGAUUGCAGGUGAUUCUCGCCACGCUGUUGUGCCAUUGUAAAACCUCUUCAAUCACAAUUCAUUUGCGACGAUUCAAACGGACAAUUGCGCUUUGUCGAAAUAUGAUCGGUGGUUAUGUUGACAGGCGAUUCAGAAUAAUCUUUGUCCAUUUUUGUAUUUGAGAUGACAGUAUGUUUGUUUACAAAGUUUUAAUAUUAAAACUUCAGCCUCAUUUUGGGUCUUUUUUUUUAGCUAAUUGCAUGCCAUUGACGACAAUAGACGUCCAAUCCAUUCUGACUGCAAGGCUGGCAGUCAUCAUUGACUCACAGUCAAAAUGAAUUGAAUGUUUUCAAUUUUGGCGAAUUAUUCAGAUGGAGGUACGUGCUUUUCCGUUAAAAGGUGACAAUAUGAUUUUCUUUCAAAAUCAAAAAAGCUCUUGAGGUAGGUGGUCAUAAUUGAUCAACCACAAUGGCAAAAAACUGCUCCGUACAUAUUUUAACAGAAUGUUUCAUGUACAUUGUAUAUAAGACUCAAAGCAGGCGUGACUACUUUAUUUGUGCGCCCUUCUCCAUCCAGCAGCCCUUCUUUCUCCCAGUGUUCGCGUUUCCCAAACGAUUAAGCUGACCAGCCACUGAUUGCAUUGUAGAUGUACUGUAACCAUGUACUGUAAUACCGGCCUUACUGACUUGACGGAGCCGCCUUCACCCGUUCGAAAUAGUGUAGAAGCCAACAUACAGUAAGAGUAUAGAAGACCUUAGCGCAACAUGAAGUGUUGUACAUAUUAGUUGUAAUCUUAGAGAAACAAUGACGGUAACUGCUUUUGGCUCAAAAAGCCUCUUGAACCACAAGCCAUAUUUUUGAUAUGUUGCUUUUUUUGUUGUUGUUUGGCCAUUGUUAUUUUUUAAUGACGGUACUCGUGUUUGGUCACAACAUGACCAUCUUUGGUACUUGUGUAUAAAUGAUGUAUAUUUGACAUAUUUAUAAUGCAGUAUGUAAAUAUUUUUAUUUUGGUUUUAUUUCUCAUGUUCCUUUUUAUGUUCAGCGAAGAAGCUUAAGAGUUAACUUGUUUGUGUGCUUGGCUGACUGUCGACCAUCAAUAAACAUUCAAUAAAACCAUGUAGC